Petromyzon marinus (sea lamprey) is the source of this 4521-nucleotide messenger RNA. The record is from RefSeq and is a predicted model, not a curated record. NCBI's taxonomy places the organism in Eukaryota, Metazoa, Chordata, Hyperoartia, Petromyzontiformes, Petromyzontidae.
UAUUUUAUUGUUUCCCUUCUACGUGGUGACUUUACCGAAAGAACCAAGAAUAUAACUGUAAAGGAGUUUUACCAUUCCAGUGUCUCAUCAGCAGUGAGGCUUGAACUGACAGAUUAUUUGAAGUUUGACUUAAAAAUGGAUAAUACAUAAUAAUGAACGUCAUUGUGGGGGAUAUACGUAACGAACUAAAUGAGCAUAAACUUGCCUCCAUUAUAAGAAGUUAUUUAACAAUAUUUAAAUGCAAAAGUUGGAGGUGCGUCUUGCAUUCGGGUAUUUGACCUGGAACCUAGCUCUGCAAGUUACAUAUCCGCUCAGCGGUCAAUCUAUUUGUUACUCAGCAUGUGUUCCACUCAGUCUAUAUGUCACUAGUCUAAGAGCCAGAGCCAGUUCAUCUACGUGCCACUCGCUCUGACACCCAUUUUAAUGAGGAGGCGAUGGACUCGCACAACUUGGCCAAGCGCAAGGAGGUGCGCAAAAGUCUUCGUGUCAAGGUCAUCAGCAUGGGUAACCCGGAGGUCGGCAAGAGCUGCCUGAUCAAGAGAUACUGUGAAAAGCGCUUUGUGCACAAGUACAUGGCCACCAUCGGCAUCGACUACGGAGUCACGAAGGUCCACGUUCGAGACCGUGAAGUGAAGGUGAACAUCUUCGACAUGGCUGGACACCCAUUUUUCUACGAAGUGCGUAAUGAGUUCUACAAGGACACGCAAGGUGCACUGCUGGUAUUUGACGUGGGCUCGCGCGACAGCUUUGACGCACUGGACGGGUGGCUCGCCGAGAUGCGGCACGAGAUGGGGCCGCAUGGCUCGCCCGACGACGUGCUGGUGGUGGUGUGUGCCAACAAGGUGGAGACAGGGCGGAGGAGGGUGGUGGAUGACAGUGAGGGGAGGCUCUGGGCGGAAAGCCGUGGGUUCCUCUACUUUGAAACGUCGGCGCAGACUGGAGAAGGCGUCGGAGAAAUGUUUCAGACGCUGUUUGCGGCGAUCGUGGAGCUGUGCGACAACGGCGGGCGGCGGCCGACCCCAGCGGUCACCGUGGGCUUCACCAAGGAGCAGGCUGACGCCAUCCGCAGGAUCCGCAACAGCCGCGAUUGCUGGGAGAUGCUGGGGCUGAAACCCGGGGCAAACAGGGAUGAGAUUAACAAGGCAUACCGCAAGCUCGCCGUGUUGCUGCACCCGGACAAGAGCGUGGCGCCCGGCUCGGAGGACGCGUUCAAGGCCAUCGUGAACGCACGCACCGUGCUGCUCCGCAGCUCCGACUGACACCGCCACCGCUGCGGCACCCGCCGUCUCAACGGCGCCAGCAGUGACAGCACCAGAAGUGAUACAGAUGUGACGAGACAGGGUGCUAGCGGAUGAAGCGGGGUACCUGGCACUGAGGUGUGCGGCAAGCCGGCGCAAGCGAUAUCUGGAGAAGGGAGAUGGUUGUUGGCGAUCGGUUGCUUUGGUUGCACCAAGAAGUUUCACUGCUGUACGAGUGGAUGUGAGUGCAUGUGAGUACCUGUAUGUUAGUACUUGUUUAAGAAAUGCGAGUACCUUUGUGUGAGCGUGCAUGUGUGAAUGAGUGCUUUAUGAACGCAUGCGAGUACGUGUGCGAGUAUGUAUUUUGAACUUCUUUCGCACCGUAAAUAGCCGACCAUGCUAAUAAGAGGUGCGGUGUUGUUAAUGUGCUGAGUGGUUGUUAAUGUGCUGAGUGGAUGUUAGUACGUGUGAUAAUGCGUGGAUGUUAGUGUGUGUGUGGGAGAGCUUAUGAGUGGAUGCAAGCAACUGUUCGUCCAUGUGGACACGCACGUGGUAGAGAAUGAUUUUGGUUGUGCCUGAUUUGUGAGCGUGUUUGCAUGCGAUCACUUGCAAUCAUAAGCGAUACCACUUGGGGACAGUGGGGAGCUAUCGUUCGUCCUUAGAAAAGCAAUAAGAGUUGGACAGGGGAGUGAACCAAAUAACCGUUUAACGGUAAAGUUUCAAUAUAACUAUGACGACGUAUUUUUACUGUUAAAAUAAACCUGUUAGUACAUUUAACAAUGAAUGUACACAAUCAUGUUUAAGUAAAAAAGUGUAGGUGAAUAGGCACUGUAGCUGAGGGGAAGGGACAUUAUGGGUCAGUAAGUGGUUAGGGUUGUGAUUUAUGUUUAUUUUCAGUUAAACAUAAAAAAUGUAUACUUAACAAUGAGUAUUACAAAUUAAAAGUAGCUUUAACUGUUAAAAUAAAUCACACUGUAUCCUUAAUCUGGUAAUCGUAACCCAUGACCUUGACGUGUCAAGCAAGGCCACCUUUGGGGGAGGGUGGUGGAGGCUGCGGUGUCUUGAUGUUACUGAGAUAUGCAUGACAUCACUUUGUUACCACAAGGUACCAUGUGAUCCCAUUAUAUCACCUGACAGUGAAUGCAUGUUGACGUGAUUGCACGUGAUCUCAUAGCACUCGGUUCCUCCUCUAGCUCUUCCACGGAGUUAAAAACAACAACAAAACCCUGUUCACUGAACACAGUCCGAGGCCAAAUUCCUACUGCUCAAGGCCUGUAAGGGAUCAUGGAAUUCCAAAGCCAAUCGUAUAGACUUGUUUGAGGGUUAUUAUUUAAUGUUUAUAGCUCCAGAGGUUUAGUUUUUUAACUUGUAAUCACUUUUUUUUUAAUCACUGGAAAUGCACGCCUUGCUAAUCUGAUUUUAAAUGUGUGCCUUACACAUGCAUGCACAGACAUACUGUACAAAUGUAUAACGUAUGUAUGUGCAUAUUUGUCUUUGUGCAUGUUUGUGCGUGUACCUGCAUGUGUACGUAUCAAUAGCUAUUUGUGCGCACACAUACAUUGCAUGUAAUUGUGUGCAAACCUUCUACUUGCUUGCAAGUGCACAUACACAUUUGCGUGUGUACGUAUUUGUGUGUAUGUGCGUACAUGUGCAACGUGCACCAAAAACAUUCACAACUCCGGUAUUCGAGUGUAAAGCAAAUGUGUGGGCUGGCCAUCUUGUUAGGAUUUGUGUAAUCAUAACGGUGCUAUAUUUGUAGACAAAACAAAAAGUCGAACAGGCAUUAAUCAGUUAUGAAGAAAAAAACAACUGUUAAUAUUAAUAGAACAUUUAGAAUUUGGCGUGUUAUAUACUUAUGUACUUGUUAAUGAAUAUAGCUUAUUUGAUCACGUUUUAUGAAGGAAGCCUAUGCACAGCGGGUGAUAGAGGCACUGGCGAUCCUGCAUUGAGUAGCAGUGUGUGAAUAAGGGACUGGGAUUUUUCUGACGAAAAUGUAAAACUCUGUCAUCACUAGAAACAUCUCAACACACAGGCUUGAGUGUGUUUGAGGCGGUAGCCGGGAAGGAAAUUAUGGAUACAGGGACUUUGUACGGUGGAGUGGAUGGGGUGUGUGCAUCUCGGUUAAUAAUCCCCUUCCAUCGGCAGUGCCUCACUCCGUGGCUUUAAAGUCGAUGAAGUAGAAAUCAAUUUUUAAGAAGGGAAGGAAUUGGUAUCACAUUUACUGUUGAGGUGUUACUGUGGUUUUAUUGAACCGGCCUUGAAAUCAAUGUUGACUUCAGUUAAUCAUCAAUCGUUACCCGGUUGUGCAGAUAGGAGUUCAGUAGCAUGGCAACAGCAUCCAAAAUAUUACCUUUAUUAAGGAAAGCUUUAUCAGGAAGUUGGGAUGUGUCUCCAAUUCUAGAUAUAACACUAACAUUCAACAGACUAAAUAAACCAUUGAGAAACAUCUUUACCAGGAAGGAGUAAUGAAAAACGUGACUCAACAGACAAGGGUCUGUGUUUCAGCACACUAACAUAUGAUUCAGGUUCCUCAGCCUCCGUGUUUCUUAACAUGUUUUUCAGCAGCAUUUAAAUAGGCGAACUAUGGACUAUUUUUUUACUUCUCGUUUAAUUUUUCCGAGUCUCAUUAGCAAGACAUGGUUUGUUUAAUGCUGCUGAGUUGCCUAAUGUUAAACGCAAGAACUCUUCCCAAACACUAUGGCCGUAGAGAAUAUGUAGUUCUUCAGGAAAUGGUCUGCCAGGGACGAAGAUGGUGGUAAUGCCAGAGGAUGGCGUGUGAUGUCUCCAAAAAGGCCGUGAUACACUUGAGAAGCUUAGGGCAAUCGUCAACAGAAACAAAUUCACUCUAAGAAACCGUGGCAACUUGGUACCACAAAGACAAUGUGACAAGUCAUGACUGACCAAUGAACACGGUUACCAAGUAUCCUUGAUGGUUUACAGAUUAUGCCACCUUGGUGAGUUUUUUGACAUGUGCUCUGAUGGGAAGUUGCAAUGCCAAUUGCUCACUCGACGAGCAGUGAUCACAAUUGCCCAGAUCUGGUAAAAUAUUGCGAUCGAUGAUACAGCAACCUUUGCCAGUGAUGCCAGCAACGAUUGCCCUGAAAUUGCCCAGGUUGUCAUUGCUUUAACAGAUCUCUCAUGCAUAUGCCAGGCAGCGUUCCAUCUUGUGCUGCUUUCAAAUGACGUUUUACUACGUGACCGCUAUCGGAGCAAGACAGCCCACACUCGCAGUGGGGGCAUGAAAUCUGGUCUCAAGACUGGCUGGUAGAGCGGAAGCACAGCA